UGGGCAGUUGCUAGAGGGAAAAUGGAGUCUUUAAUUCACGUCCUGGUUUUUACCUGUCUUGCCUUGAUGUUUUCAGAAGCGUUUCUGAUCAUCCAUGUCCAGAGACAGCAGUGUCUUUCAGAAAGGAGAGGAGUCAUUAUGGAAAGGUGCAAUAUGAGCAGCCCCAACCAGCAGUGGCAAUGGAUGGCUGAUGACAGGCUCCUGCAUGUGAAAUCUGGACAGUGCCUGAGCAUCUCCACACGCUCCGCACUGUCCUCUCGCAGCAUCAUCAUCAAUUGCUCUCAGGCAGUUAGGUGGACUUGCCAUGAGGAAGAUGGGCUCCUGAAGGUAGCCAACAGCUCACUCUUUCUUACCAAGCAAGGUCAGAAGGUAAUGGCCAAGCAGAGUAAGAAAUAUCUUCAUACAUGGAUGCAGCUUGAAGCCAACGAGAUGGGAAAACCUGUCUAUGUAAAUCUGUGUUCAAAGCAAGAUCUCCAAGAUGCAGACACUUUUGUAUGGAGUACUACAACUACAUCCUCCCCUUUAAAUACUACUACCUCUAGGCCUGACAAGCUGCCAGCAAGUAGCAGCACACAGAUGUCCAUCAGAAAUGUGACUGAACACUUCACAAAAAGCUUCAUUGAAAACCUCUACUUUGACUUGAAAUCUGCAGUAACAGAGAAACCCACAGUCCCAACUACUCCACAAUACUCCAGCACUACGGAGGAGGCCGCGCGCGGGGAGGCUGCGGGCUGCAGCGCCAACCUGACGGAGCGCCGCGUGGCCGCGCGGAGCGCCUGGCUGCGCUGGAGCGCCGCGGCCCGCGCCUGCAGCUUCAACCUGACGGGACGCUCCGAGGACGGACUGCCCGCCGGCUGCCGGCCCGCCAGCGCCGGCAAUGGUUCCUACGGCUGCACCGUGCGAGACUUGGAAGCCGGGACUUGGUACCACCUUCGCAUCGAGCCGCUCGCCGACGGGGAGGCCGCCAACGUCACCCUGCGGACAGAUCCUUUACCACCACCUCGUUUUGAAAUUAAUAAGGAGAAAACUACAUUCACAAGUUUACAGGUUCAAUGGGAUCCUUCUCCAGGAAAGGUGGACUUGUAUAAUAUAGUAGUAUUUGAUCACAGUAAUAAGAAGCUACAAGAAUCCUCCAUACCAGGAAGAUUUUCAAAAACUGAAGAAACUUUUACUGGCCUAGUUCCUGGGAAUAAAUACAAUAUUGUCCUCACUGCAGUUGCUGGAAAUAAAAGUACCGCAGAAUUGCACAUAAAUGGAUCUACUGUGCCAUCCCCUGUGAAGAACAUCCAGGUUAUUGUCAAGACAGACAGUAUCCAUGCUUCUUGGUCUCCUGGCUCUGGGCAUGUGGAUCUGUACAGGCUGGUGUUACUUGAUAAUCAUGGCACUGUUCAUGAGAGUCAUCAAGAAAAUUCUCUGACUUCUUACACUUUUUCUGGGCUUACGGCAGGACAUCUGUAUAACCUUUCUGUGAUAACCCAAGCUGCAGAAUUGGAGAGCACUGCUUUUCAAAUAGUUAGGACAGCCCCAGCUGAAGUCUUAGAUUUGACAGUGACUAAUGAUGACAGCUUCGAUACUUUAAAAGUUAAGUGGAGAAGACCUUCAGGAAGUGUCGAUUUCUAUAACAUCACUCUGUCUCAUCUUAGAUCAGUUAAAGAAGUCAAAACUUUACAGCCAGCAGUCACAGAGACUCACUUUGACAAACUAACUCCAGGACGUCUUUAUCAGAUUACUGCCCGCACAAUCAGUGGUGAACUGUUUACUGAUAGGAUGGCAACUGGCAGGACAUUCCCCCAGAAGGUUUCUGAUCUGAAAGCCGGUGGAGGUGGCUGGCUGAGGACUCUGCGAGUGAAUUGGCUGCCCCCUGCGGGAGACUUGGAGCGGUACCAUCUGCUCCUCUGGAACCGCUCUGCUCUGGUGCUCAACACCACCCUGGGAAAGAACGUGACCGAGCACCUCGUCCAUGAUGUGGGCCUCAUCCCAGGCAGGCAGUACGAAGUUGAGGUCAUUGUGGAGAGUGGUGAUUUGCAGAGCAAGGCUAGCUGCACGGGGAGAACAGCUCCAGAGCCUGUUCUCCAGCUGCGUGUAAAGCAUGCUAAUGAAUCUUCGCUUAGUGUCAUGUGGGUGACCCCUGUUGCAGAAUGGGACAGCUACGUGGUUUCACUGGGAGACAGAGAUCUUACUGUCAUAAAAAAAGGGCUUGGAAAAGAAGCUAAAGAAUUUACUUUCAACGAGUUGGUACCUGGAAGAAAAUACACAGCAACAAUCACUACCAUCAGUGGGAUCUUAAGUAAUUGGACUUCAGUGGAAGGAAGAACAGUGCCAGCCCAAGUGACCGGUCUGACUGUGGCAAGUCAGGGAUCAACCAACAGCUUGUUCACCAACUGGACAAGAGCACUGGGAGAUGUAGACUCAUAUCAAGUACUACUGAUUCAUGAGAAUGUUGUCAUUAAGAAUGAAACUGUUUCCAGUGAAACCAAUGAAUACCACUUCUAUCCCCUGAAACCUGGAGGACUCUAUUCAGUUGUUGUGACCACUGUCAGUGGGGGGAUAUCUUCAAGACAAACAAUUGCAGAGGGGAGAACAGUUCCUUCCAGUGUGACUGGAGUAACAGUAAAUAAUUCAGGUCGCAGUGACUACCUCAGUGUUUCUUGGCUGCCAGCUUCUGGAGAUGUAGACAGUUACUUGGUAACACUAUCUCAUGAUGACCAUAUUAUUCAGACUCUCACCAUUUCCAAGUCUCUCAGUGAGUGCUCUUUCAGCAGCCUUACUCCUGGGACACUUUAUAACGUGAUGAUAACCACAAAGAGUGGAAAGUAUGAAAAUUAUUCCUUCGGCCAGGAACGAACAGUUCCUUCGGGUGUUCAAGGACUUACUGUCAGCAAUUCAGCCAGAAGUGACUAUUUGAAGGUGUCUUGGCUACAUGCCUCUGGAUCUUUUGAUAGUUAUGAAGUGAUCAUCAAGAACAACAAUGAUUUCAUCCAAACAAAAAGUGUCCCAAAGGAUGAAAAUGAAUGUGUAUUCACCAAUCUGGUCCCAGGGAGGCAGUACAGUGUCACAGUCAGCACAAGAAGUGGAAAAUACGAAACCAGUGAGAGGGUUUUUGGCAGAACAAUGCCGGAGUCAGUGAAGGAACUGACUCUUAGUAACAGAAGCACAGAAGAUCUGCAGGUAACCUGGUCAAAGGCUGAGGGUGAUGUUGAUAAAUAUGAGAUUCAGCUCCUCUACAAUGAUAUGAAGAUCUUCCCACCCAUUUUCCUUGGGAACACCAUCGAGGAGUGUUGGUUCACAGCUCUGACUCCAGGACGUCUAUACAAAAUUCUUGUCUUGACAAUCAGUGGAGAUGCACAACGUGCUACUUUCAUAGAAGGCCUGACAAUUCCAAGCGCAGUGAGAAACAUACACGUUUCACCUAAUGGUAUGACAGACAGCCUGAAAGUGAACUGGACACCUGGAAGUGGAGAUGUUGAUUCCUACACAGUGACUAUAUUUCAGCAAAACCAUCAGCUUGAUUCCAGAAGUGUCUCCAAAGAUGUCUCAGAGCAUACAUUUCAUGAUUUGGAAGCUGGGGAGCAGUACCGGGUGGUGGUGCAGUCGAACAGUGGUGCCUUACACAACAGCUUAGCAGCUUCUGGGAGAACUAUUCCCGCCUCUGUCCAGGAGUUAUUAGCUGAUCAUGCUUACAGCAGUCAUUCCUUGUUAGUAACCUGGCAGAAAGCUCCUGGUGUAGCUGAAAGAUACGACAUUCUGCUCUUGAAUGAGCAAGGAGUCCUCCUGAGCAACAAAUCAGAGCCAGCUACUGCCAAACAGCACAAAUUUGAAGAUUUGUUACCUGGCAAGAAGUACAAAAUACAUGUUUUGACAGUCAGUGGUGGACUCUUCAGUAAACGAGCAGAAACUGUUGGGCGAACAGUUCCAGCAGCUGUCACAAAUCUGAAAGUCACAGAGAAUACCACUGACCAAUUGUCCUUCAGCUGGACCACCUCACAAGGGGAGCUUGAUUCAUAUGACAUCUUCCUGUACAACCCAGACAAGUCCCUUCACGACAGGAUUUCAGGAGAGCAGCACCUUCAGCAGUGUUCAUUCCAGAACUUGCGGCAAGGCAGGAUGUAUCGAAUGGUGAUUGUUACCCACAGUGGAGACCUCACUAAUGAAUCAUCUGUCUUUGGGAGAACAGCACCAGCUCCAGUUGUUGGUCUCAAGGCGUCCAAUAGAAACAUGACAGACAGUCUGUGGUUCACCUGGAGUCCAGCAGCCGGAGAUGUUGACUUUUAUGAGUUCAAUCUUUACAACCCAAAUGGGACGCAGAAAGAGUCAUUGCAGGGAAAAGACCUGAAAGAGUGGCAUUUCCAGGGGCUUGUUCCUGGCAGAAAGUACACUCUGGUUGUGGUGACUCACAGCGGUGACCUGAUCAAUACAGCAAAUGCUGAAGGAAGAACAGCACCCAGCCCUCCUAACGCUGUGUCGUUCGCUGAUGUUGCAAACACUUCUCUAUCAGUCACAUGGCUGGGUCCUCCAGACUGGACAGACUAUGAUGAUUUUGAGUUGCAGUGGCUCCCAAAGGAUCCCCUCACAGUAUUCAAUCCCUACAGCAGCAGCAAAUCAAAAGUACGCAUCAUCUAUGGCCUGCGACCUGGAAGGCUCUAUAAGUUCAGUGUCAGAACGGUCAGUGGUGACAGCUGGAAGACAUACAGUCAGUCACAGUCUGAAAGUGUGAGAACCAAACCAGACAAGAUUCAAAGUCUUCAUUGUCGGCCCCAGACUUCUACUGCUAUUGCAUGUUCCUGGACUCCUCCUGAUUCUGACUUUGAUGGAUAUAGCGUUGAGUGCAAAAAACUGGACACUCGGGAAGUGGAAUUUUCUAAAAGGAUAGAAAAAGACAAAACUCUGCUCAAUAUAAUGACCCUUGUUCCCCACAAGCGCUACCUGGUGUCCAUCAAGGUGCAUUCUGCAGACAUGACAAGUGAAGUAGUUGAAGACAGCACUAUCACAAUGAUUGACCGUCCCCCUCAGCCACCUCCAGACAUACGAGUAAACAAAAAAGAGGUGCUGAUUACCAAAUCCUCCAUCAACUUUACUUUUAACUGCAGCUGGUUUAGUGAUACUAAUGGAGCUGUGAAGUACUUUACCGUGGUUGUCAGAGAGGCUGAUGGUAGUGAAGGACCAAAGCCUGAUGAGCAGCACCCAUUACCUUCCUACCUGGAGUACAAACACAAUGACUCCAUACGCAUCUACCAGACAAAUUAUUUUGCCAGUAGAUGUGCUGAAAACCCUGACAGUGAUUAUAAAAGCUUUGACAUUAAGCUUGGAGGAGAAAUGGAAAAUCUGGGAGGAAAGUGUGAUCCGGAUCAGCAAAAAUUCUGCGAUGGACCCCUGAAGCCUCGGACUGCUUAUAGGAUCAGCAUACGGGCUUUUACCCAGCUCUUCAGUGAAGACCCAAAGGAACUUCCUCAGCCACUCUUUGCAGACACCUUCUUCUCUUUACCAAUCACUACAGAGGCAGAGCCCCUCUUUGGAGUUAUUGAAGGUGUGAGCGCUGGUUUGUUUCUAAUUGUAAUGUUGGUGGCUGUUACUGCUUUAUUUGUCUGCAGACAGAAAGUUAGCAAUGGCCACGAGAGACCUACAGCAAGGCUGAGCAUUCGCAGGGACAAACCACUGGCAGUCCAUCUGAACUUGGGGCAAAAAGGGAACCGGAAAACUUCCAGUCCGAUCAAAAUCAGUCAUUUUGAAGCACACUUCGCCAAACUCCAAGCAGACUCCAACUACCUCCUGUCCAAGGAAUAUGAGGACUUAAAAGACGUGGGUCGAAACCAGACAUGUGACAUAGCACUGCUGCCAGAGAACAGAGGAAAAAAUCGAUAUAAUAAUAUAUUGCCUUAUGAUACAUCAAGAGUGAAGCUUUCCAAUGUGGAUGAUGACCCUUGCUCAGACUACAUUAAUGCAAGCUAUAUACCAGGCAAUAAUUUCCGCAGGGAAUACAUAGCAACUCAGGGUCCUUUGCCUGGCACUAAAGAUGAGUUCUGGAAGAUGGCAUGGGAACAAAAUGUGCACAAUAUUGUCAUGGUAACCCAGUGUGUUGAGAAGGGCCGGGUGAAGUGUGAUCACUACUGGCCCCUUGACCAGGAUUCCUUGUACUAUGGAGAUCUGAUAGUUGAAAUGCUGUCUGAAUCGGUGCUUCCAGAAUGGACAAUACGAGAGUUUAAAAUCUGCAGUGAGGAGCAGCUUGACUCAACAAAGCUCAUUCGUCAUUUCCAUUACACCGUGUGGCCAGAUCACGGAGUGCCAGAGACCACCCAGUCCCUGAUCCAGUUUGUCAGAACUGUAAGGGAUUAUAUCAACAGGACCCCAGAAACGGGACCAACUGUUGUGCACUGCAGUGCUGGAGUUGGCAGGACUGGCACAUUCAUUGCACUGGACCGAAUUCUGCAGCAACUGGAUUCAAAGGACACUGUUGACAUUUAUGCAGCAGUGCACGAUCUAAGGCUUCACCGGGUUCACAUGGUUCAAACAGAGUGUCAAUAUGUGUAUCUGCAUCAAUGUGUGAGAGAUGUGUUAAGAGCCAGAAAACUUCGCAGUGAACAAGAAAAUCCUUUGUUUCCAAUAUAUGAAAAUGUGAAUCCUGAGUAUCACAGAGAUGCUGUUUAUUCAAGGCACUAAGAAUGUUACAGACACCUGCUUUUUUGACCACAUGUGUUAAGUAGGGGUUUGUUUGUUUGUUUGUUUUAUAUUUGUAUUUCGUGCACUAGAAAGGUACCAGACCUUUCUAUUGAGACUGUGUAUUAUUUAUUGGUCUGGUGUUUUUUUAAAAGAUAUUAUAUAAUUUAAGUGUAAUAGAUAUUAAUGUAUAUAAUUGUAUUUUGGCAUUAUGUAAAUAUGUAUUUUUUUCUAUAAUGUUUAUAUUAAUAUUAAGCUUCAGAUAAUACUAUUUUUUCUUAUCACAGUUUUUGUAAACUGUUCUACAUAAACUAUUUUAAAUUGCAUUUGUUAACAGGGCUGCUGCGUUUGGGGCAGGUUAUGUAUUGACAUUUAACACACAGAAAAAUCCUACGAGAAGAGCCUCAUUAAUUUCUUUUAAUUAGUUCAGUAUUUGUAAGGUGAAAUAAGCUACUAUUAAGAAAGAGAACAGUAGUCCUGUAUAAGAAUUACAAAGCUACUCUACACUUUAAUCUCACUGCUUGUGAAAUGGGUGAAAUCCACACCACUCAUACCACUAUGACAUAUCUUUUACAGAACUUGAUAACAGCCAUGUAACAUAGGGUCCACCUCACUAGAAGCAACUGUUUCAGUCUAAUGUGACAUAGUAAAAAAAUAUCAAACAACACAUGCUGCCGUGAAGUCUCGCUGACUUGCCCCACACACAUCCUUGGAGGGGAGAAGGUCACUCUCUGGUUUCUUCACCCUGGUUUCAGAGAGCAGAAUCAGAGCACAGCAUGUGUCUGUGCAUUUGUACUUGUGUACAAUUAUAACAAGAAAGCUGUUCAAGAAAAUUCUUUUUACACUUAUCUUAAGAGAUAUGUAAGGAUGUGAAAGGCUCUCAAAUUCAUUAAAACAGUGUGACUGCUUAAAAAUGAGAGAGAUUGCAAACUUACUGAGAUAAAGACCUACAAAGAUAUAUAUACCACACUUUACACAAUUGGCUUCAGCCUAAAGGUGCUUGCAGCGUAGCUGCCUGAGCCUGAGUGCAGGUCUCCUUCAAGGGCUGUUUGCUUUUACAGACGGAAAGCAUGUCCACACAGGACUCCUCUGCUUUGAUGUUAGCUCAUGUCACUACUACACAGGCAGGUGGAAUAGAAAAAGGCUCAUUUGUAACCCUGGGAAUGCAGUCUCACAGGAUAAUUAGCUCACUGUGCUAAUCAUCAGAUGCACUCAGAGCAUCCUGUGAUUAGCUAGGAGUGUAAUCCAGGAGCACCCACCAGGUGUCCUGCCCAGCCUGGCAGUUUAGGAACGUCUUCUUUCCUCUGUGAAAGAGGCUUCUUCUUCAAGGAACUGAUCUGAACACUGUUCAGCUGUUCUUUGUCUUUAUAAAACCUCUUCAGUUAAAUAGAAAAGAGGCAACACACAGUGGUUCUUCGCAAGAAGGAAGUGCUUGUUAGUUCUCCUUUCAUCUAUCUACCCAUUCAUUACCUGGAAAAAAAACGUAGCCUGCUGCUGGAGACAAGUGCUUAGAUUCCACUUCUGUUUUGCAGAGAAAUCAGUAUUCCUGAGGGCCUCCAGAGAGCCACCAAUACAUCUAAGCUAAGUGCCUGAGUUAGAAACUGCAGUGGCUCUUCGACAAGACUGCUGUGACUUUGCCAUGACUUAUUGGAGCCAUACACUCCCUGCAGUAGGAACACCUGUGUGACAGUGGGUGAAGGAAUCUGCAGGGUUUCUCUGACAGAGUUUUCUUAAAUCAUUCCAAAACAGAACCAGCAAGAUUGUGCAUUUCCAUGUCACUCUGGUCUUCCUGCAGAGAAGGACCCAGCCUGACAGUGCCUCUUCCUUCUUACUGCAGCUGGAGUCUCAUCCUUUCUUGACCAAACGCCCUCAGGUGCUGCAGAAGCUCAGAACCUGCAGGCUCAUUCAACCUCUUAGGUAGCUCUGUCCUAGAACAUGGCUCAUUCCUCUUGUGCAUCCCUCUCGGCCCUCGCACGAACCUCAAGGUUCACUGCCCACAGUGGGAUCUGAAGAAGGAAACAACAUCACAGUGGAAGCCCCUUUCAUAGAGAGAAGUGUAGGCAAAAGCACAAAGAAUGGGGCAGAUUUACUGCAGGCCUUCUCUGUUUCUUUUGCUAUGUAGACUUCAUGUUAGCAAGCAAGGUCAAAAACAUGGCAGCUUUAGACUGAUUGCUGGCUCUACUAAUAACAGCUGAACUUAGGGCAUCAUGAAAAUUGCUUUUGUGUGACGUGCACUGCAUCAGUACUCUCUUUUUGCAGCAGUAGCUGAGGAAAGGCGAUCGUGUUACUCACCAGCAGUGCAAUUACACUGGCAGGACAUACCAAAUACACUCUAUAAAUUAUCUCACUGUAUAUUACUGUGUCAUUUUUUUAUGCUGAGGGAAAUGGAAGUGGCUCAAUAAUACAUGAUUGGAUGGCAGAAGUCUGAUUGCAUGCUAUUGUGUUUGUAUACUGUUAAUUGUUUCAGAAGGGCGUGCAUUGUUCUGCUCUUCAUUUUAAUGUUUCUCUGCUCAGUUAGCAGCACCUACAGUUUGCAAUUCUGCACCCAAAAUGAUGAUGUCACAGCAAACCGUUCUUUUUGUCUUUUCUCUCAGCAAAUAAUUGACACAGUUCACAAGCCUCUUCCUCCUUAUCCCUUAGUAAGAGGGCAGAUUACCUUACAUACUCUGGCACAAUGCUCUUGAACAGCUUUACAUCUCAUGCAAGAGAUGUGCAUACACCUUAUGGCUCUGGUUCUGCUUUCUGGCCAAUUCUGGUCAUAUGAAACCAGUGUUAAACAACUGAGAAUAAGUUAAAAGUAUAUAUGUAGCAUUUUUUAAUAUGAGACAACUACUUAUCCAUGUAAUUAAUGAUAUUUACUGUGCCUGUAAGCUAAAUAGCAGAACCAAAGGGAAAUUGUUAAUGUAACAAGAGCGGACUUGAAGGAGCCUUUGUACUGCACAAAGACAGCUCUUAAGGAAAAAGACAUCCUCUGAUGAAGAGGAUGUUUCUGUUUUGAACAUCUGAAUGAUGUUCAGAACUCCUUUACUGAUGUUUCCCGAUAAUAAUGUUAUAAAGCAAGGCUAGUGUUAUUGCUGAUCCAUAAGCUAAGAUUUGCACACUCGGAGCCCAGUCCUGUGAAUCUCCUCAUUGUCCACAAAGCUACCUGAGUACUUCUUUGAUGAAAGUCAACUGGAAUGCGAGUCUGAAAAGUAACAUGCAACUUCUGAAGCACUUGUAGGGUUGGGCUUUCAGUUUGAUUCAAAUUUUUUGUAUUGAAAGUUAUUUAAUAAUGAAAAAAAAUAUAAUAAAUGUUUUUAAUCUGUGCAAUAAAAUUACAAGAUCCACUACCGAUCAUAGUAAAGAAGUAGAUUUUGCAUAGCUGGAGUUGAUAAAUGAUAUUUUUUGUUACUAAUGGAACACAAAAGUGAGUGAGAGAAAGGCAUACUGUGAAGAUGUCAUAAAAGUGCAACUUUAUACGUUUUUCUCUGCUGCUAUAGUUAUUUAUACAGCUUAUAUACAUGCCUGAAAUUGCCAGAAAUAUUAUUUUAUGCCGUGAUAUGCUAUGAAUUUCAUUUCAGUUGUAGAACGGAAAAAAGAAUGUGUGAGCUUUACGUUUAUAUUGUGUAUUGUAUACGGCUAUCCGUGCUUUGACUUAGAAAGCAGAAAGUUAAAUAUUGAGCAGAUAGGAGUACAUCAGCACACAGCCGUGCUCCUCAGCCUGGGAGUUAAUAUGUGGACUAAAGGAAUGAGAACAGCAACCACCUAAUCACUGCAUUAGCAUCUCUUCCCAGGGUCACAGAGCGGAGAAACGCAUCUGACAUUCAGAGACACAGCCUAAAACAGCAGUCACUCCCCUCAUGGCCCUGUCACAGAUGUUUGGGCUCUGUGAGCUGUGGGACCCACAGCCCCGAGGGGUUGUGCCUUGAAUGAAAGGUGAGAGCUCACUGCAGCACAUGGGCAGCUCCCGCUACACCCUGUGCCCUUGACUAACUCCCAAGCUGACAAACUCCCCACCUGUUGGGAUGGCCAAUGCUAAGGGGUCCGCUGGCAAUGACCUCACAGAUCAACAGCUGGUUCAGAAUGAGGUGUUUUUUAAGACUGGUAGGAAAUACUGGGGACUUGGGGCUGCCUACAUUUAGCAAAUGCUGUGGAAUUCGGGCACAUGAUGCUGGUAGAUUGAAAUGCAUGACUUUGUUGGGUUUUGUUUUAUUUGAAAGCUAAAGAAAUACUGUGAGUAACAUCAAGUAGCUAAAUAUAUAUUGCCCUCUAGCAGGGCUCACAGAGAAAAAAAGAACAUGGUUUUUAAUAUGGUUAGCCAUAAAUUGUUUGCCAGUGCCUGGAGUAAAGUGACUGAAAAAUGUCUUCAGCACAUAUUCCAUUCUCAUAUGCUAUAUAAUUGCUUCUGUUUGUGUUCCUAACAAACACUGGGUGAACACAGAAUUGUGCUACUCUUGUCAAUUUAAUUUAUGCAUUUGUUAAUUAUAUUUUUAUAUUUUUAGCUUCAGUCAACAAAUCAAAUAUAUUUGAGUGUAUUUUACACAUUUUUAUAAGUAGUUCAUGAAUAAAACAUUCAUUUAAAAAAUCA
Messenger RNA from Lagopus leucura (white-tailed ptarmigan), 11218 nucleotides. It is a transcript of the gene PTPRB, whose product is annotated as protein tyrosine phosphatase receptor type B. The record is from RefSeq and is a predicted model, not a curated record. Bases 22 to 6654 code for a protein of 2210 amino acids. The transcript has 34 exons. Lineage: Eukaryota; Metazoa; Chordata; Aves; Galliformes; Phasianidae. Gene Ontology annotation, molecular function: cadherin binding; protein tyrosine phosphatase activity. Gene Ontology annotation, biological process: protein dephosphorylation; angiogenesis.